CACAAGAGUUCGAUCGUUAUGGUGUGCGCACCCAUACCGUGAAUUCAAAACGCCAUCUGCCAACUGUUGUUUGAAGAUGUUUCUUAAAGUGCUGGCAUUAGCUUUGUUCUUUGUGAAUUUAGUAACUUCGAGAGAUAUUUGCCAAGGUGACGAAACGUUAUGCAUUAAGGCUUGUUGCAAUUCCACGGAUUUCUAUCGUGUAAAUCCGGAAAAAUGUCAACUAACAUGGAAAUAUUAUAAUCUUUCACUGGAAUCGAAAUUGGAUGUCUUCAAUGGUAAUCAUCGCUAUAUGAAUCUAUUGGUGAAAUUUUGGCAUGAUGUCAGUGUGCCAUGUUUGAAAUCGCAGGAUGUGAAGUUUUCCUGGCAUAGCAGCCAACGUUAUGUCACAGAAGAUCCAUCACACAUUCCCGAUUACUGUUUUACAGAACAGUAUAAUAAUAAAACUCAUCAUUACGAUUUGGUGCCGCUAAAUUGCGCUACUGAAUACACUUGGUAUAGCUAUUCGAGAUAUGUAAUAAUUUCUGGCUUAGUGCUAUCGGUGUUACUCCUUUUGUCAACUAUAUGCAUAUAUUUGGUCAUAAAGGAGUUGCGUGAUAAUAUGCGAUUGAAACUUUUCAUUUGGUAUCUGACCUCUCUAGUUCUGGCCCAUAGUUGUAUGAUAACAUGCGUUCAUAUUAUUUGGGAAUAUUACGAUGGAUUGAAACUGCUAUCCAUUGCAGUGGGUUUUAUAUCUUCCUACUUUUUUAUGGCCACAUUUUUGUGCAUGAGUGUGAUUGGUUUCGAAAUCUGGAUAACUUUCAGAGAAUUGGGUCCGGAAAAUUCUCUAAGGUGCGAUAACAAACGUUAUAAAAUGUAUGCCAUUUAUGUUUGGAGUGUGCCGAUAAUCUUCUACAUACUGUAUAUGUUGACGCUGAGCAGUAUAUGGUCAUUUGGUCCUGUUGUCAUCAUAUUAUUCUUGAAUUUUUUCAUAUUCAUUAUAAUGUCAUUUCAAAUAUGCAUUAUUCGUUACAAUGUCUCCACUGUUAGAUCGGAACAAAAUAACAUUUUUCGAACUGCUAAAACCAUAUUGAGUAUAUUUUUCAUGAUGGGCAUACCCAGAAUUAUAUUCUUUGUUUUCCUCUAUAUGAGCAAUCUGGCUUACUAUAUGAUAUCGAAAUAUAUUUUCUUGUCCAUUGAGGCUCCAUUGAUUUUUAAAUUGUUUGUGUUGAAGACAAAUGUUUGGAAUAUGCUGAAGAACAGUUUUUGGCAUAGGUAUACUCAGGCGAAUACCACAACGGAUGAUAUGUCAUCAGUACCAUGAAAUAUAACGAAAACUAGUGGAUGAAAGAGAUAUCUGAAAAAAAAAACAUAAAUUCUGUUUUUAAGUUUGUAUGGAAAAACUUAACUGAAACAAAACAAAAACAUCAACAAUAAAUUUAGAGAAUAUUUUAUUGCUCA
This is a messenger RNA of Stomoxys calcitrans (stable fly), 1437 nucleotides long. Its product is annotated as G-protein coupled receptor Mth-like. Bases 77 to 1300 code for a protein of 407 amino acids. The transcript has 7 exons. Lineage: Eukaryota; Metazoa; Arthropoda; Insecta; Diptera; Muscidae. The record is from RefSeq and is a predicted model, not a curated record.